AUGGCUCAAAUAGAUGAACUCACCAGGGGGAACGCUGCCAACACAAUAAACUACGGCUCUCAGAUCGGAGCUUGCUUCGUAAUGCUCCUUGUCGUUCUCACCAUGACUCCCAAGAAUCGAUUCGCACGUGUCACGACUUCCAUCAACAUCGCGGCCCUGAUCGUUGGUAUCAUUCGCAACGUGCUUCUAUCCUUGUUCUGGUCGUCCAGUUUCCUCCAGUUCUACGCCUACUGGUCUGACGACUACGAGUUCGUCAACCACAACGACACCCGCAUCAGCAUCGCAGCCACGGCGUUCGCCAUCCCGCAGAUCGUACUCAUAUACGCAGCCCUCAUCACCCAGGCAUGGAGCAUGAUGAAGCUGUGGAGACCGUCUGUGAAAUGGGCCACUAUGGGUGUGUCUAUUGCCUUGAUUACCGUCGCCAUGGGAUUCCGAAUUGCCGGCUUCGUCUUCCAGAUUCGUCUGAUCACAGAGAUCUUCGACAUCUUCCCAUUGCUUUGGGUCCGCCAAGCCGGGCUUGCGUUGGAGACUGCUACCAUCAGCUGGUUCUGUUUCUUGUUCAAUGUACGGCUCAUCAUCCAUAUGUGGGUCAAUAGAAGCAUCCUCCCUACGGCAAAAGGUCUAUCGGCGAUGGAGGUGCUGGUCAUCACCAAUGGCGUGUUAAUGGUCAUUCCAGUUAUAUUUGCUGGCUUGGCCUUCUUCACCUACGAUUUCUUCGAGGCAGGUUCGGUGGUGUACACGGCAGUAAUUGUGCUCCUGCCACUGGGCACCCUCAUCGCGCAGCGCAUCUCAACGCCAUCGGCAUUCGCCUCUGCCCCAGUAGAUGUGCCCAGCCGCGUCUCCGACUCGACAAGCAAGCAGCCCUUCCUCAAGCGCUGGUCGAACAGCGAGUCGUACGGGAGCAGCCCCGCUAAGAGCGUCGUCCAUGUCCCGGGCAUCACCUCUCGUAUCUCCGGUGGACGCUCGAGCGAGAAGUUCGAUCCCAUUGGCGCAGAGCUGUCACAGAUUGAUGAUCUCGAGAGAGGGGUGAGGGUCGAUCGAGAAAUUGAGCAUCGUGAGGAGAGACUGUAG
Messenger RNA from Phaeoacremonium minimum UCRPA7, 1071 nucleotides. RefSeq names its product putative pheromone receptor 2 protein. The transcript has 2 exons. Gene Ontology annotation, molecular function: pheromone binding; mating-type factor pheromone receptor activity. The coding region runs from base 1 to 1071 and encodes 356 amino acids. Lineage: Eukaryota; Fungi; Ascomycota; Sordariomycetes; Togniniales; Togniniaceae. Gene Ontology annotation, cellular component: G protein-coupled receptor homodimeric complex; membrane. The record is from RefSeq and is a predicted model, not a curated record. Gene Ontology annotation, biological process: G protein-coupled receptor signaling pathway.